This is a messenger RNA of Owenia fusiformis, 3200 nucleotides long. Lineage: Eukaryota; Metazoa; Annelida; Polychaeta; Sabellida; Oweniidae. The record is from the annotation of a GenBank genome assembly.
GGUCUAAAAUUUAGGAGUUAAUACUCACACACAGUAAAUGAACUGUAGAGUUGGAAAUGGACUAAAUUCGAUAAAUAUUGUACACUACAAACUUGGAACUCAUUAUAUCUCAGACUGACAUCGAUUAGGACUUUAUAUAAUCUCUCUAAUUGUAAGCUAUUACACAAUUUAGACGAGGUGGGUGAUUUGGACAACCCCACACGAACAUUUUAUAUAUGCGAUUUAUUAUCUACAAUUAUUGAUGUUAUCAUAUAAGAACAAUGAGUUAUGAUCAUGGACAAUACAACACAGAAGAGUAAACAUAUUAAAUCACAGAUUAGCUAAAAAAGACUACGCAUAUGAACACAAUGGCAAACGAACAGAAGACUCAAUUAGUCCUAACACCCAGGGAUAUGUUCUCAAAUAACACUCACCUGGGAUUAUUGAACAAAGGGGUAGAUUAUACCAACCCCAGAGAGUGGUAUGAUACAAAACGGAAGGCGUCGUUUAUUGAUGAGUUUGUCCACGAGUACAACCGAUCAGUUACGGAUUUUUCAGCAACAGCAAAAAAUGGCAACUUGGCUGUUUAUUUUGCCCUACCUCCUAUACAGAAGAGCAUGCAUGUUCAAGGACGUAUAAAUAACACUUCAAAGCAACAGUUAUCUAAUAAACAACAAAAGGAUUUAUUUCCAAAGGUGUCUAGCCUUGACCCUAAACAAUUGAUUAAUGGUAAAUUUGGCGAUAAGAACAGAGGAAACCAAUGUCUUGCCAAUAAAGAAUCCGAAGUGGCUGUUGACGUCAAACAUGAAUCAAUGGUAGAUAAAGUGCUUCAGGAAUCGACUUACACGGAAACCUUUAUUACAACAUUACCUCGAAUAAAUGAGGUUGACAAUAGCGAGACUGAUAAUAUUCCCAUUGUUAGCAGAAUCGAGUUACCACAGAUAAGCCUCGCUGAAAGAAAUAGGCAAAUAAAGAUAUUGAACCAUGGCAAUGAACAGAACUCUGUUAUUUCAGUCAAUACAGACAACAGGACAGGCAAUCACAGUUUAGAUAAUUUGGAAAAUUCCCUCGAUAACAUUCCCGAAGAGACACAAACUAAAUCGAGGAAGCAUGUUAUCAUUGGAGAAGUACAAGAGAAUCUCAAUCAAACACAAUACGAUGAGUCAGCAUUGAAAAUGGAGUCACUGAAAAUAUUAAAGUAUAGGGACUCUAGCACGCUUCCGCAUGCGAAAGCCCAGACUAAAAUCCCUCUGGACAGAUACAUGAUAUUGCGAGAAGACUCAAACGUCAGUGGACCUAUCGAUAGAUCACAGUAUAGACUUAAACAAAAGUCCAUGCUCAAAGUAAAAUUAGAUCAUAAAAAGUUGGAUAAACAGAGAUCAAAGAGUACGGGUGACCUACAUAAAGCACCUGAGAGAUUAAAUCUAACAAACAUUAAAUCAAAAAUCGGACAUUUGUAUAACUCUUAUACAAGUUUAUUUCGACAUGCCACUCCUGGAGAUCCUGCUUUAAGGAAGUAUAAAUCAGACAUGUUGCCUGCCAUAGAGGGUAAUCUAUUGGCCGUUGAUACCGUCCCCUGCGUACCCAUGUUCCGUUUAGAUCACGCCCCUGAUAGCAGAGAAGGAGAAGAAAUCAGCGGAGUUGGGGCAGUUGCUUUAGCAAAUACUACCAACGAACAAACAAAACAUGAACCCGUACAACGUUACAACACAAGGCAGGGUCCAGUGACGUAUAAACCAAAGGAAAGUCCUAAAGCGUCUGUUGUCAAUAUAACCAUAGGAGCAAGGCCUAGCGGAACGCCUUUAAGAAACAUGUCUCGACUUGCUGGAUGGUCUCCCAGAAAUGAGCCUAUAAACGAGGAGGUUGAGGGGUCAGAAACAGUGAAACCCCCACACAUUAAUAUUGACGAUGUCUCAGCUUCAAAAGAAGCCAGUGAACCCGUAGAGACAAACACGAGCAGAUCAAGUUCGAGAGCAUCUACGAACAGUAAAGGUAGCACAAAGUCGAAUGAUGACAGGAGUGAGAAAAUGUCCCCUAGACUUGAUUCUCCAACUAAAAAAUCAGUCCAUUUUUAUGACAACGAUGAUGAAACCAAAUCAUACGCUGGAACCAUCAGUACAAUGAGUCCUACUGGGAGGAAAUCCCAGCAGAAGCCAAAAUUGGUCCUAAAGAAAUUCAAUAAACUUGAGGUGUUUGGUGAACACACUAAUCCCAAGACAAUCCAUUACAGAUAUAAAAGUGCAUCAACUAUCGGGCCUGCUGAGGAGCCUAUAGAAUAUCUUCCCAAAUUGAGACCCCCUCAAUAUAAACUGGAUUUGAAGGACUAUCCACCAACAAAGCCUCGGAGGGAAAUGAGUGCUAAUUCAGAUUACACCUAUACCACCGAUGACUCAUGUGAUAAGACUACUGUCGAUGCUGAAAGUUAUCUAGAUAGCCAUAGCCAGAGAGGUGAGAUUGACAGUCGAUCCCCAACAAGGAAAUUUAGUCCACAGAAGCCCAAAUCGGGUUUAAGUAGCUAUAAAGGUCCGGAUCCUUCCAUGGCAACAUACAGAGACACAACAGUGAAUGUGCCACAAAGUGUCAAAAGUGGUCUUACUUCUGGUGUAACAAGCACCACGGUUGACGUCACAGAGUCGACAUUUGAACUUUCGACAUCGGAGAGUAGUUCUGAUAAAAUAUCAUCAAUUGAUAAGACAGGUGAAUUGAGUAGCAUAACCAAAGAUACUAAUGCAACUGACAGCCCGCGUGAACUUAACGAAAAUAAGGAAAGUGAAGUGGCCAAAAUCAGCUCGGUAAAUAAUGAUAAUACAAAAAAAUUGACAUUAGCAAACGCAACAAUAUCGAAUUCUGAUUUGAAGCCUGCAGUAUCAACAUCAGAUAUAUCAAGCUUUACACUUUCCGAUACAACAGUUACAUCGACUUCAGACUAGGAUAUCACAAUUUAUAUCGACAUAUAGCCUAGCUCAAUGGUAAUUUCUUUUGUUCAGUAAGCUGAUUUUAACAAUAUAUAAAGGAAUAAAAAACGAGCCGAAGGCCGGCCUUGAAGUGUUAAUAACGGAUAUUUAUAUGCAUUCAUUUUUUCUUUGAUAUAUGUAUCUUUAUUGUUAUAUUGCGAUUCAGCUGAAUCCAGGUUUUAUUUUACAUCACACAAUACAGUAUUAUUCUCAAUGUUGGAUUUCAGAAUGGAAUAUCAAUGACUGUUAAUAGUUGCCAAAAUAAAU